This is a messenger RNA of Trichomycterus rosablanca, 3851 nucleotides long. RefSeq names its product glutamate dehydrogenase 1a (gene glud1a). The record is from RefSeq and is a predicted model, not a curated record. The coding region runs from base 245 to 1876 and encodes 543 amino acids. The transcript is spliced from 14 exons. Gene Ontology annotation, biological process: L-glutamate catabolic process. Gene Ontology annotation, cellular component: mitochondrion. NCBI's taxonomy places the organism in Eukaryota, Metazoa, Chordata, Actinopteri, Siluriformes, Trichomycteridae. Gene Ontology annotation, molecular function: L-glutamate dehydrogenase (NAD+) activity.
AAUGACCGUCCCUGUCGAUAACGAUACUACUCUGAACUCUGGUGAACAACAUGGGCACCUCCCAGCGUGAGGUGGAGAUUCAGCUCGACUUGCAGUUUUAAGCAAAUAACCCACACAGACCUUAGAUGGUGUUUGUCAGUUCCGUGUUGAACUGAGAAGCUGAAGUCUUUUGCCUCACUGUAACAUCGACCCAUCGCAACAUUUCUCCAUUAAUCCAUUAAACACCCCCGCGUCUGUAGAAGAAAUGUACCGGUACCUGGGAGAACUCCUGACCCGGACUGGAGGCAGCGCUCUGGCCUCGGGACUCUCCGACUCCACCCUGCCGGCCUCGGCGUCUCUGAUGCGGCUGCGGCGCUACAGUGAGGCUGCGGGAAAAGACGAAGACGACCCCAACUUCUUCCGCAUGGUGGAGGGGUUUUUCAAUCGCGGGGCCGCUAUCGUGGAGGAUAAACUGGUGGAGGAUCUGAAGACCAGAGAGACACCGGAGCAGAAGAGACACCGAGUGCGGGGAAUCCUAAAGAUCAUCAAGCCGUGUAACCACGUCCUGGCUGUUUGUUUCCCUCUGAAGCGGGAUAACGGAGAGUGGGAGAUUAUAGAAGGAUACAGAGCCCAGCACAGCCAGCACAGGACCCCGUGUAAAGGAGGUAUCCGUUAUAGCACAGAAGUGUCUGUUGAUGAAGUGAAAGCUUUGGCCUCAUUGAUGACGUACAAAUGCGCUGUCGUCGACGUACCUUUUGGAGGUGCCAAAGCUGGAGUGAAGAUCAAUCCCAGAAAUUAUUCUGACAAUGAGCUGGAGAAAAUCACACGCCGCUUUACCAUCGAACUGGCCAAGAAAGGAUUUAUUGGACCUGGCAUCGAUGUCCCUGCUCCUGACAUGAGCACCGGAGAGAGGGAGAUGUCUUGGAUAGCUGAUACGUAUGCCACAACAAUGGGACACAAUGACAUCAAUGCUUAUGCUUGUGUGACUGGGAAGCCCAUUAGCCAGGGUGGCAUUCAUGGCCGAAUCUCUGCCACUGGACGCGGAGUCUUUCAUGGCAUUGAAAAUUUUGUCAAUGAAGCUUCCUACAUGACUCAGUUGGGCAUGACUCCUGGCUUUGGAGACAAGACCUUCGUUGUUCAGGGUUUUGGUAACGUGGGUCUGCACUCCAUGCGCUACCUGCACCGUAACGGGGCAAAGUGUGUCGGAGUCGGUGAGCUAGACGGAAGCAUCUGGAACCCUAAUGGCAUCGACCCCAAGGAGUUAGAGGAAUACAAGCUGACUCAUGGUACAAUUGCUGGCUUUCCCAACGCAAAACCGUAUGAAGGAAACAUCUUGGAGGCUGAAUGUGACAUUUUGAUUCCUGCUGCUAGUGAGAAACAGUUGACCAAGAAGAAUGCGCACAAUAUCAAGGCCAAGAUCAUUGCUGAGGGUGCCAACGGUCCCACCACUCCUGAAGCCGAUAAGAUUUUCCUUGAGAGGAACAUUAUGGUGAUUCCUGACAUGUACCUGAACGCUGGUGGUGUAACUGUGUCCUACUUUGAGUGGCUGAAGAACCUGAACCAUGUCAGCUAUGGUAGACUUACCUUCAAAUAUGAAAGAGAUUCCAACUACCACCUCCUUAUGUCUGUGCAGGAGAGCCUGGAAAGAAAGUUUGGGAAACAUGGAGGUUCUAUACCUGUAGUCCCGACCUCAGAAUUUCAGGCCAGGAUUGCUGGAGCAUCUGAGAAGGACAUAGUGCACUCCGGACUGGCCUACACCAUGGAACGCUCUGCCAGGCAAAUCAUGCGCACGGCCAACAAGUACAACCUGGGGCUGGACCUACGGACAGCGGCAUACGUCAACGCCAUUGAGAAAGUCUUUAAAGUGUACAACGAGGCUGGCCUCACCUUCACAUAAACGGCUGUUUUAGUUUGUCCGCCUGUCUGUCCGUCCAUCAACAGACACCCACAUCUUUCUGCCUCCUCCCCAGCCAGAUAUUCUCUUCAAUUAAUACCUGUUUACAUUUAAAUAUAGUCACUAUACGUUACUGACACCAAAGUCUGUCUGUUACUGUAGUCUGAGUUUAGUAUCUUCCAAAAAAAAAAAAAAAAAAAGCCAAAACACUAGCGUUUGUACUGUACAACGUGGUUUAUUUGUUACGCUGCUCUGUGAUGCUCUAUUCAGGGAAGUUCUAGCUCCAGCUUUUACAGCAUAUCAGAUACAAACAGCCGUCAAGCCUUACUGUCACAACAGCACAAGUGCUCCUUUGCUUCUCAGUUAUUUCUUUUAACAAGUUAGUGGCAUAUAAAACUGACAAUUCUAUGCAUUUAUCUGUUACCAAAGUUGCACAGAAGUAUAUGUAUCUGUUGUUGCACUUGCCGUUGCCUUUAUUAUUAUUAUUGAUAGAAAAUAAUUUGGUGCUGUUAAUGCUAAUAAGCAAUCAAUAAUCUUUAUAACCACAUGCUUCCAACAUGAAAUAUAUGGACCAGAUCUUAAUAGGUAAUGUCCUGAUUAUAUGCACUUAACAUCUACAAACCCAAUUUCUAAAAAAGUCAGGACGUUUUGUAAAAUGCAAUAAAAACAACAACAACGUGUCUAGUUAGUUCACUUCAACCUUCAUUUAACUGACUAAAGUGCAAAAGGUUUUGGCUGAUCAUCUUGAUUGUAUUUUGUAAAUGUGAACAAAUUUGAAUUUGAUGCCUGGAACCCACUCACAAAAGUUGUGAUGGGGCAAAAAUAAUCAUGAGAAGUUAUAUUAUAUUAUAAUAUUCAAAUCACAAUGUUUUGAAAGAUUUUACAAUAAGCAGGUGAACUGAUCCAUCAUAAGCUCAGUCUUUGCAAUAAAACCUGGUUUGUGGCUCACAACAUUGAAUUGGCGGUCACUUCUUAUUGCAAGCUUCAAAUAAUUUAGUUCUUUAACCAUCUAUCCUACAUAAUAUUGUAAAAAGAUUCAGGGAAUCUGGUCAAAUCUCAGUUUAUGUAGGUAAGGCCACAAACCACCUUUGAAUGUUUGAAAUAUUUGUGUCCUUAGCAUUGCAUGAGAUCAUGUUAUUUUAAUAAAUAAUAAAUAUAGCCAUGUUACUCGAAAGAAAAGUCAUACUUUCAUUCUAUGUCAGGUAUUAUCUCAGAUGGAUUAAAAGUCAGUGGAAAUGUACUGUGGUCAAAUGAGUCCAUAUUACAUCGUGUUUCCGAAAAAGCCACAAAGUUUUACAUACAAAAGAUAAAUAGGGCACUCCAGACUGUUAUCAAAGAAAGGUAAAUCGUAUGGGGGUGCAUCAGUGGCCACGGCAUGGGGACCUUGCAUAUGUGUGAAGAUACUGUUGAUGUGGAGGCAUAUAUUGAAAUUUUAGAGAGAAGAAUCGGACAAUGCUGACCACGGAUCACCAUUGUCUGUCGAGCAGCUGAAGUCAAGCAAGAAUGGGCAAGAAUUCUACUUGCAAAACUGCAAUAAAUUGUGUCUUCAGUUCCUAUACAGUAAAAAAAAAAAAAUAAUAAUCUAAUUAAUAGUAAAGGUGAAAAACGCAGUAGUAAACACGCCUCGGUCCCAACUUUUUUGAGUGUGUUUCAGGCAUCAGAUUCUAAGUUUUUUUAUAUGAACAAAAUACACUAAAGCGGAUCAGUGAAAACAUUGGAAAUCUUUGUAUGUUCAUCAGUUAUUUAAAGGUUCAAAAGAGUGAACAGAUCUCAGAUUCUUGUUUUAUUGCAUUUUUUUCGAAAUGUCUCGACUUUUUAUGGAAAUGGAGUUUGUAUAUGAAAGAGGAAUUUGCUUUUUUGUUUGUUUUCAUAAUUAUAUCUGUGUAUGAAAAUCUUAGAUCCUUUACGGGGAGAGAAUUUAUACUGCCUUGUUUAAAAUAACCAACAAUAAACCGUGAACACGAGAGUGUGUCGCUUA